Molecule: messenger RNA, 180 nt
Organism: Puccinia graminis f. sp. tritici CRL 75-36-700-3
Lineage: Eukaryota; Fungi; Basidiomycota; Pucciniomycetes; Pucciniales; Pucciniaceae
Exons: 2
Coding region: 1-180 (59 amino acids)
Source: RefSeq, a predicted model, not a curated record
AUGUCCAAAUUUCUCAGACAAAAGUCUUGCAAUUGUCAAGAUGAGGACUCCAGCACGGCGCUUGAAGCAACUAACACUUUGCUCAGACAAAUCACCAACCACAUUGAGGCACAGGAGAACAUACAUGUGGACCCUAACCAGGCACAGGAUACCAUGCACUCCUCCUUGAUGGAGGAGUAG